Messenger RNA from Seminavis robusta, 1425 nucleotides. NCBI's taxonomy places the organism in Eukaryota, Bacillariophyta, Bacillariophyceae, Naviculales, Naviculaceae. The record is from the annotation of a GenBank genome assembly.
AUGGGAAUCGAAGAUGCUAGAAAAGCCAUUGGCGGAUUGUUUCGUUGUCAAGCCGUGAGAAGCCAAUGCCAAUCUAUCUGGAUGCUCUGUCAGACACAUCCAUCACUGGCGUUGGAAUCGUUCGAUCGUCAUGGAAGACAGAUUUCUCCAUUGAUGCUGUUUUUGGAGGAAGGAAUGGAUUUGGUCUUUGUUCAAGAAUUUUGUCGAGAAUUCCCACAGAGUGUCGAGACACCCCACUAUGACACGGGCAACUUUCCAUUGCACGUGGCUUGUGCGACGGUUGCGGCCCGUCGUCCCAUUCCAGGUCUGGUUGCGUUUCUGGUCCAUCAGUUUCCUCGUGCCGCGGCGGUCAAGAACGCACGGGGAGAUUUGCCAUUGCACAUGUUGCUGGAUGGCAGCGCAACCACACGAAGCACUCGACGUUGCUGCAGUACGGACGACGUUACAAGUCUCGUCGAAGCCUACCCCGAAGGCACCGUCAUGACUUCGGUGGACCGACGAAGCACUCCUCUCGACACGGUCCUGGAAGUCUCCAACCAAUUUUCUCAAACGGUACGAGACACGGUCUGCAGUCGAGUGCCCAAAAAGGUUCGCUUCUUUCAGCUCAAAAACCAACUGCACCAAAGACAACCACAACAACUACAGCUUAACAACAACCAAAGGCACAACCAACGACAAACAUCUCUGGUAGUUUCCACUGCCUUGUCCAAAUUGCUUCCUCAGCUGACCGUGUUGGAAUGCAAACAUGUCGAAUGGGAUUUGGAAGGAUGGACCUUUUUGCUGUCGUGCCUAGAGACCAACACAUCCAUCCGUUACUUGAGCCUCAACUUGCCCACCACCACCACCAACAUUGUACAGGCCAAGGACUAUAUAGAUCCUCUCACCAACUGUCUGGCACGCAACACGAGUGUCACCAAACUAUCCCUUUUACAUCGUCAUCCCACUACUACUCACGCAAUGACGGCCAUGUGGGACGAAACUGUGGAUUACACCACACUGGUGCAAGCCAUUUUGCACGCCAACACGGUGACAUCUCUGACACUGGUCGGCACGGCCUUUGAUACCAAACAACUCACGUUGGCACUCGCACACAAUACCAGUUUAACCGAAUGGAACUUGGAAGGCUGUAGUAAGCAACAGGUCGACUUUUGUCAACUCGACGUGGCACUGGAAAAUCACAAUACAUCCUUGAAACGCGUCACGGUGCCACCAUCUCGCUAUCGGCAAGAUAUUCUUUACUGGACCGCCAUGAAUCGAUUCGGGCGCAAGUACAUUCGCAAAAACACGGCCAGUUUGGAACAAGUCAUUGUGCUAUUGGCCACGCUCAAACACAUGAAAUAUGUCAUUCAACAAGGACAGCGAGUGGAACGACAUCAGAUUUAUUAUGGUCUGUUGCGGGAAGCACCCAGUUUGUGGUGUCAUUAG